AUGUCUUCAAAGUUGAACCUUCAAACCCAAGAUCAACUAGCUCGUACACAUGGUAAACAAUCAAAUAGGAAGGCGAAGGACCGCGGGGAGCGAAGACCGGUUUUCAAAAGUGUUCUGUCUAAUCCGUUUGAGGUGAAAUGGCCUAUAAUCGCUCCGAAUCUACAAAAUGCGAUCUUGGCUCGAGUGAUUGAACUGAUGCAGGGCCUUGCGGAGUAUAAUCACAGCAGGCAAAAACAAAGUCGCACGACGAAAAGACAACGGCGAGCACAGAAAAAAUUGAAGCGCUCCGAACUGAAUGUUCCAGAUCAAGUGGACUCAGAUGCAGCGCAUCAAAAGCAGCAGCAACAGGGGAUCGAUGAUGAUAUUCACUCAGGUCCGUCGACAGAGACGGAGACGAAGAUGGCGUCUGCCCCCCCACCUGCCCCCGAGGUACCCGUUCCCACCCCGGAAGCUUUUCGAAGAAUCACAGUUGGUAUCAAUGCUGUUACGAAGCAACUGGAGCAGCAGUGCCGAAUACCGCGUCUGCACAUCUCUCCGUCUCCCUCCAGCGUGAAUCCAGACGUUUCAAAGCAUAAUGACGACAAUGUCGGAGACGAGAGGGCGGGUGAUGAUAUGACAGCGCCAGGUACGGGCGCACCGUCGCGCGAGCAGCGACCGAACGCGCCCAUCCGUACUGUUCUCGUUUGCCGCCCAGAUAUCGAUCCGCCACUUCUCGUAUCACACCUCCCUUAUCUUGUCGCGGCAUUCAACAGUGCCACCAAAGAUCCGGGCAGAUGGAUCAAACUCAUCUCGCUCCCGAAGGGUACGGAAAGCACCUUAUCUCAAGCAUUGGGUCUUCGGCGUGUAGCAGUCCUAGCUCUUGAUGAAUCAUUAUCCAGUGACGUUUCAUUGACAUCUCUGCUAUCCUCUGUGGACGCCGUUGUAGCACCUUGGCUCGCCGGCGUUGCAGAUUUGCCUAUGUCCAGCAAUGCGUCAAACUCCAAAAGUAUCCUACCGAGACGUAUUGACGUGCUGCGUGGGCGCUUAGAGCCGACUCAUAUCAAACAGCUGCGUACUACUGCGCCGAAGGACAUGCGGGCUGCGAAAGCACUGCGUGCCAAGGGCCGAGCGGAGGCGAAGGCGAAGCGGAGGGCAAGAGAGGGCACGAAGAAAUUACCAGAGAAGACCGGAAACAGAGCUUCAUGAUUGAUUACUCUUCAUCUUUCUUACGAGCUAAUGUUUAUUAACCCACGUUUCCUGCAAGUGUUCAUAUUGUCCAAAAUGAAAGUC
Messenger RNA from Fomitiporia mediterranea MF3/22, 1269 nucleotides. RefSeq lists its product as uncharacterized. The record is from RefSeq and is a predicted model, not a curated record. The transcript has 3 exons. NCBI's taxonomy places the organism in Eukaryota, Fungi, Basidiomycota, Agaricomycetes, Hymenochaetales, Hymenochaetaceae. Gene Ontology annotation, cellular component: cytosol; nucleolar ribonuclease P complex; ribonuclease MRP complex. Gene Ontology annotation, biological process: rRNA processing; tRNA processing; intronic box C/D snoRNA processing. Gene Ontology annotation, molecular function: ribonuclease MRP activity. The coding region runs from base 1 to 1185 and encodes 394 amino acids.